Molecule: messenger RNA, 1560 nt
Organism: Gadus morhua (Atlantic cod)
Lineage: Eukaryota; Metazoa; Chordata; Actinopteri; Gadiformes; Gadidae
Product: dysbindin domain-containing protein 2
Exons: 4
Coding region: 270-902 (210 amino acids)
Biological process (GO): negative regulation of protein kinase activity
Cellular component (GO): cytoplasm
Source: RefSeq, a predicted model, not a curated record
CCUGCCUGACAGCGGCCAGUUGGUACGCCCCGCGCCGUAGUGUCCGAAGAGACAAGUGGUCGAUAGCCGGAAUCCCUCGGAGACAUAGGGGUUAAAAUUGAGCUCCGUGACUCUGGGAGGAGAAAGACCGCAUGAAGCAGUUUAGCUAAACAGUCCCAGCUGAAGAGCUGGACAAUGACCGGUCACUGUACGAGCUAGACCAUAUCUGUAUUGUGGCUGUAUCCAGUUCUGCUCCUUUAGCAUCAUCCCAAGCACUGAGCAGCAUCAACAUGAACUCCUCGGCAGCAAACAUCAACAGCAAACGCCUUCCAUCGGAGGGCGAGCCAGGCCAGCGGGGAGCAGACGUGGACACGGCAGGCCAGCAGCUGAGGCUGAAGGAGCGGCGCUUCUUUGAGGAGGUGUUCCAGCACGACGUGGACAUGUACCUCUCCGCCGCACACCUGGCCAUCCGGGAGCACCGACGACCUCCCAUCGGCAGCAUAUCCUCCAUGGAGGUGAACGUGGACCUUCUGGACCAGAUGGAACACUUUGACAUCUCAGACCAGGACGCCUUCGAUGUGUUCUUCAGCUCUGGAGAAGAGAGCAUGCUCAACUCUCCACUGCCAGGUCAGGCGCCCGGGAACAACAACAACAACAACCACCACGGCGAGGUCGUCCACCACGGACUCUUCCGCCACGUGCUGGAGGGGCUCGACGGCAAGUCCCGCGUGUCCUCCACCUCCUCCGAGUCCUCCACCAACAGCCAGAGCCCUGCCGCCAACGGCAACGGCAGAGACACCCCCCUGGCGUCUCUGUCGGACGAGGAGGGGGAGGGGACGGAGAGCAGCGGGGGGCUCUACGGCGCUACGCCCACAGAGAGAGACACAUCAAAGGCGCCGUCGGCCUCCUCCACGACGACCUGAGGAUGGACGUGACCGUCGGAUCCGAGACACUGUGGGAUCGCUGCAAAAUGAGCGCAGUAGAGGGAGAGCCACGGAAUGUGUGUGGGUGGGUGUGUGUGGGGAUAAGGUACUAGAAUUUUGAUUUGGGAUGAAAUAUAGUGAGUAUACAUUCCCAGUUUCGUUUUGUAAAAAAAAAUAUAUAUAUACUAUUUUCUGUACAAUAAAAACUGUGAUGGAUAUGGAAGCAAAUCACUGCCAUAAUGUUUUAGUUUCAAAUAUAUAUAUAUAUUUUUUAUCAUUUCACUUGAACUGAGACAACUUUAUAUGCCAUAUUUGAAUUACAAGAGGUAAAUGCAAAACGAAUAAAUUCUAACGACCUAGUUUUCAAACUGUUGUAUUGCAAUGUUAUGAAAUGGCUGCAUUCAAUGGCUGUAAAUGGAAAUUCCAUUCCAUGUACAAAAUUCAAUGGCUUUUCAAUUCAAAACAUUAUGGUUUGUGAUUUGCUUCCAUCAAAAGACAAAUUCACCAAAAUAUCUUAUGAACGACUUAAAACACACCAAUUAAUCUUCUAAAGCUUGGAUUUAAAACAACAGAUAAUAUUGAAGAUAAUCUUCCUUUCAGAAAUGUAUUUUAUCUUCCUUCUUAUAUUAUUACUUAAGAAUAAAAACGUACAAAUACA